This is a messenger RNA of Aureobasidium subglaciale EXF-2481, 518 nucleotides long. RefSeq lists its product as uncharacterized. The record is from RefSeq and is a predicted model, not a curated record. The coding region runs from base 1 to 498 and encodes 165 amino acids. Lineage: Eukaryota; Fungi; Ascomycota; Dothideomycetes; Dothideales; Saccotheciaceae. Gene Ontology annotation, cellular component: mitochondrion. The transcript is spliced from 3 exons.
AUGCUCUCCCGCAGACUCGCCGCGGCACGCCCGCUCUCCAGCGCCGUGCGAACUGUCGCUCCCCGCACCACCCUCACACAACUGCGCUUCGCUUCCGAGAACAAUGCCAACAAGGAGAACUUUGUCGGUGAGGUCGCUGUGGAGGACAUUGGUAUGAACGGUGGAUACGUCAACCCCCCAGCAGUCAAGCGCGCUUUCCGUGACCCUUACGACAGCUGGUGGGAUCCGCAAGAACGUCGCAACUUCGGCGAGCCCGUCCAUGAGGAUAACGACACUCUUGGCAUCUUCUCGACCGAGCCCUACACCCACUUCAAGCCUGGUUUCGGUGCCGUCCUCCUCGGUACCUUUGUCGCAUCUGUCUUCGUUCUGAUGGGUGUUGUUCGCCAAUACUACCCCGACAAGGCCUCCGUUCCCAGAACUUUCCCCGGUGGCCUCGACAGGGAACUCGGCGGCGCCGGCGCUGUCAUUGCCCGCACCGACGAGAAGGAGCCUUUCUAGAUAAACAUGUGUCCAUACCC